UCCCGGUUCCGCGCCCAGGCGAGAGCAGCCGAUUGGCAGAGCGGGGCUUUCAGGAACAAUAACAGCGGGGGGAGCCCGGGCCCUGGGGAGCCGCCCCCGCCCCCGGCCCGGCCGCGCGGCUCGCGCCCCCCGCCGGGUCCCCAUCUCCGCGCCCGCCCCGCGGGCUGACCGGCCGAGCGGGGCCCGCCCCCCGCGCCCACCAUGUACGCCUUUGUGCGGUUCCUGGAGGACAACGUCUGCUACGCGCUGCCCGUGUCGUGCGUGCGCGACUUCAGCCCCCGCUCGCGGCUGGAUUUUGACAACCAGAAGGUGUACGCCGUGUACCGCGGCCCGGAGGAGCUGGGCGCUGGGCCCGAGAGCCCCCCGCGCGCCCCCCGCGACUGGGGCGCGCUGCUGCUCCACAAGGCCCAGAUCCUGGCGCUGGCAGAAGACAAAUCUGACCUUGAAAACAGUGUGAUGCAGAAGAAAAUAAAAAUCCCCAAACUUUCUCUCAAUCUCGUAGAAGAAGAUGGGGAGGUUAAAGAUUAUGGGGAAGAAGAUUUACAGCUUAGACACAUCAAGAGACCCGAGGGGCGGAAGCCGAGCGAAGUGGCGCACAAGAGCAUCGAGGCAGUGGUGGCCCGGCUGGAGAAGCAGAACGGCCUGAGCCUGGGCCACGGCCCGUGCCCGGAGGAGGUGUUCGUGGAGGCCUCGCCGGGCACGGAGGACAUGGACAGUCUGGAGGACGCCGGCGUGCCCCGGGCUCUGUACGAGGAGCUGCUGCGCAACUACCAGCAGCAGCAGGAGGAGAUGCGCCACCUCCAGCAGGAGCUGGAGCGGACUCGGAGGCAGCUGGUGCAGCAGGCCAAGAAGCUCAAGGAGUACGGGGCGCUCGUGUCCGAGAUGAAGGAGCUCCGCGACCUCAACCGCAGGCUGCAGGACGUGCUGCUCCUGAGGCUGGGCAGUGGUCCCGCCAUUGACUUGGAAAAAGUAAAAUCAGAAUGUCUCGAGCCCGAGCCGGAGUUACGGAGCACUUUCAGUGAGGAAGCAAAUACGUCGUCCUAUUACCCUGCUCCUGCACCUGUCAUGGACAAGUAUAUCCUAGACAAUGGCAAGGUCCAUCUGGGAAGCGGGAUUUGGGUUGAUGAGGAGAAAUGGCACCAGCUGCAGGUCACGCAAGGAGACUCCAAGUACACGAAGAACCUGGCAGUCAUGAUUUGGGGCACAGACGUUCUGAAGAACAGAAGCGUCACGGGAGUUGCCACAAAAAAAAAGAAAGAUGCAGUCCCUAAGCCACCCCUCUCACCCCACAAACUAAGCAUCGUCAGAGAGUGUUUGUACGACAGAAUAGCACAAGAAACUGUGGAUGAAACUGAAAUUGCACAGAGACUCUCCAAAGUCAACAAGUACAUCUGUGAAAAAAUCAUGGAUAUCAAUAAAUCCUGUAAAAAUGAAGAACGAAGGGAAGCAAAAUACAAUUUGCAAUAAACUUUGGAUUUUUCAUAAAGCCUUCUCGUUUUCCUUGCUUGGCGUGUGAUUUGCGGGCGAUGGUGUUGUCCAGAUCAGACCCCACCAUGCAUGGUGGUGUGCGGGCCAGGAGCCAGGAGGGUUCUGGGGUCAGCCGGCCUGUUCUGAACUUGGACUUCUCACUCCAAAGACGGCAGAUGGAUUUGCUGAGAUUCAGGCAGCAACCUGGCACCAGAGUUGUUCUGGGGAUGGUGAAAAUCCUGUCCUUUCGGAAGGGGAUGAAGUGACUCUGAGUUGCCUAUCACUCGGCCAAGAAUUUGAGCUGAUAUUUUUACCAUUCAAGGACUUCUAUCUUUGUUCCUCUAUUUUGUUCUAUAAUAAAGCUUCAUUAAUUCUUUGCUGUA
Molecule: messenger RNA, 1850 nt
Organism: Cervus elaphus (red deer)
Lineage: Eukaryota; Metazoa; Chordata; Mammalia; Artiodactyla; Cervidae
Gene: BEND5
Product: BEN domain containing 5
Exons: 6
Coding region: 202-1467 (421 amino acids)
Biological process (GO): negative regulation of DNA-templated transcription
Molecular function (GO): DNA binding
Source: RefSeq, a predicted model, not a curated record